AAUGAUUAUUCACUGUGACUGAUCAAGAAACAAAGCAAGAUAACAAAAAAGAAAGAACCGAAGAUGUUACAGUUUCCGGCGUUUAUGACGCAAUACCAAUUGUCGACACGGAUGAUUCCGACGUCAUAUUUGCUACCUUCUCAGUGGCCUCAGCCCCAAAGUGAAGAACUCCUUUUAGCUAUGGAGGAGUCCGACUUUGAAGAAAAGUGCAACGAAAUCAGGAAGAUGAACAGCAAUCUGAUUGUGAUAGGGAAAACCACAAAUGAAAAUGACAAGGAAGACUUUGACAAUGAGGCUGACGACGAUGAUCCCGACAAUGCAGAGGAGUCUGAGGGUGAAGAAUUUGAGCAAGAAACUGGUUGAAGAAUCUGCACGUUAAUGCUGACUUAUAUAUUACUUCUUUGCUAUAUGUGUUGUAAUUAGAGGUGUUUGAGGGAGGAAUUAUGGUCAUUCCUCUCCCAGCUCUAAACUUUUGAUUGGGAUCAAUGUUUAAACCCAAAAUCCACCUCUAGAUCUAAGUCGACUCAGUGAUGUCCGAGUUUAAUUAGAUUGAGUUUGAAUGAGAUAUGAUUGGGUUGACUCGAAGUUCAAACAAAAUAAAAUCAUAAAAUUGCUAUAAAAUGUUCAUAAGAAUAAGUUAAUGUCAUUAGGAAAAUUUUCAUGUAUACUAGAAUUUCUCAAUAUAUGAACAUUUUUUAAAGUUCUGUUAUAA
Molecule: messenger RNA, 712 nt
Organism: Vicia villosa (hairy vetch)
Lineage: Eukaryota; Viridiplantae; Streptophyta; Magnoliopsida; Fabales; Fabaceae
Exons: 2
Coding region: 64-363 (99 amino acids)
Biological process (GO): regulation of mitotic cell cycle spindle assembly checkpoint
Cellular component (GO): anaphase-promoting complex
Source: RefSeq, a predicted model, not a curated record